UCACUGCCUCAACAAAAUGAAGCAAGCAAGAGCCUCCUUUUAACCUUCUACGAGAAGGAAUGCAUGGUCAAUUCAUAUUAGUGUGUGCUUUAUCCGCCACUAAACAAUUUUCGACAUAAGGCCACAUGCUUUCUGUCACAAAUCAUAUACUGGUGGUGUGGAAGAAAGAGGACCCCUGCACUUUCUAGGAAGGUUCACACAACUGAUGUCGUGCCCUGGUCCUAAAGCAGAUUGUGCCAUGGAUCAUGUGCUGAACAUCGCUGAUCAUUACUUCUUCACUCCAUACGUUUACCCGGCCUUGUGGCCUGAGGAUGAAGCUCUGCGCCAGAUUAUCAGCCUGUGGGUGGUGACCAAUCUGGGAGCACAGCUGAUUUACCUGGGCUUUGGUGCUCUUAACUUCUACUACGUGUUUGACCAUAAGCUCAUGAAACAUCCACAGUUUAUUAAGAACCAGGUAAGAAAAGAGAUACAACUAGGAACUGUCUCUAUCUUCUGGAUGAGCUUUCCCACAGUAGCCCUUUUCUUCUGGGAGGUCAGGGGACACAGCAAACUUUACGACAACAUCAACAAAUCUUCCCUAGGCUGGCCGGGAGUGUUCCAGAGCAUUGCUGGAUUUUUGUUCUUUACUGACAUGUGCAUCUACUGGAUACACCGGGGCAUGCACCAUAAGAGCAUUUACAAGCACUUACAUAAGCAGCAUCACAUAUUCAAGAUCCCUACACCAUUUGCCAGCCAUGCCUUCCACCCACUUGACGGCUUCCUGCAGAGCUUACCCUACCACGUCUACCCAUUCAUCUUCCCCCUUCACAAGGUGGUCUACCUCUCACUCUUUGUCUUUGUCAACAUCUGGACCAUUUCCAUACAUGAUGGAGACUACCGUAUACCCAGCCCUCUGAUAUAUCUGAUCAACGGUGCUGCUCACCACGUAGACCAUCACCUCUACUUCAACUACAACUAUGGACAGUACUUCACACUCUGGGAUCGCCUGGGGGGCUCCUACCGACAGCCCUCAGUUCUUCUGGGGAAGGGGUUACAUGACCAUGUCCGCAAGCUCAUGGCAUAG
Messenger RNA from Seriola aureovittata, 1063 nucleotides. RefSeq names its product lathosterol oxidase-like. The coding region runs from base 206 to 1063 and encodes 285 amino acids. The transcript is spliced from 6 exons. Gene Ontology annotation, molecular function: iron ion binding; oxidoreductase activity. The record is from RefSeq and is a predicted model, not a curated record. NCBI's taxonomy places the organism in Eukaryota, Metazoa, Chordata, Actinopteri, Carangiformes, Carangidae.